AUGAACCUAAGCUUCUUCGACCAAUUCUCAAGCCCGUCCUUACUAGGAAUCCCACUAAUCCUCAUCUCAAUAACAUUCCCAGCCUUACUCCUCCCCUCCCUAGACAACCGAUGGGUCACUAACCGACUCUCCACCCUCCAACUCUGACUAGUUAACCUAAUCACAAAACAACUGAUAAUACCCCUGGACAAAAAAGGCCACAAAUGAGCCAUGAUCCUCACAUCUCUCAUAAUCUUCCUCCUAUUGAUUAAUCUGCUCGGACUGCUACCAUACACAUUCACCCCAACCACUCAACUAUCCAUAAACCUAGCCCUAGCAUUCCCCCUAUGACUCGCCACCCUCCUAACCGGCCUACGUAACCAGCCAUCCGCCUCCCUAGGCCACCUCCUACCAGAAGGCACUCCGACCCCACUAAUCCCGGCCCUAAUCCUAAUCGAAACAACAAGCCUAUUAAUCCGACCACUAGCCCUAGGAGUACGACUCACAGCCAACCUUACAGCAGGACAUCUACUCAUCCAACUAAUCUCCACAGCCACAACAGCCUUAUUCUCAACAAUACCAGCAGUCUCUUUACUAACAUUAAUAGUCCUCUUCCUAUUAACCAUCCUAGAAGUAGCAGUAGCAAUAAUCCAGGCCUAUGUCUUCGUCCUACUACUAAGCCUCUACCUACAAGAAAACAUCUAA
This is a messenger RNA of Passer domesticus (house sparrow), 684 nucleotides long. Lineage: Eukaryota; Metazoa; Chordata; Aves; Passeriformes; Passeridae. The record is from the annotation of a RefSeq genome assembly.